Molecule: messenger RNA, 720 nt
Organism: Camelina sativa (false flax)
Lineage: Eukaryota; Viridiplantae; Streptophyta; Magnoliopsida; Brassicales; Brassicaceae
Source: RefSeq, a predicted model, not a curated record
AUGGAGACUCGUAACCCUAGUAACUGGUCGAAUCUCCCCCUCGAUAUCAUCAUAUCUCUGUUUGAACGUUUGAGCUUUGUGGAUUUCCAUCGAGCUAAGAUGGAGAGCAGCUGGGAGAAAAUGUACUUCAGGGAGUCGAUUCCUGGCAAGCUGCGAGUCGCUCCUAUCAAACGACUCUGCUCUGAGCGUAUGGAAGAUAGAGAUAGGGAGUUUGAAUGGGAAUUAACUAGUGGCUCUGUUUACUCAUUAUACGCUGAUGAGAUUAGGGGACGUCUGUGGGUAGACGAGAAGACGCAAGAGUUGGCUUUAGUGUGGUUCUUUGACGCCCCUGUUUGUUUUUUAGGGUUUUACAAGAAAGGGAAUGCUCAUUACGAUCUCAUUCGGAUUACAUAUGGUAUCCCCAGGAUGUUAACUGGCCUAGUACGUCUGGUUCUUCGGGGUUACCGUCUAUACAUUUUAACGACGCGUAGUUUCAUUCGAGUCAUAGAUUUUUCUAGGCAGCAAGGUUUCGAAGAACUCACGAGGAGUGACACUUACCCAUCCCCAACGUUUGCUCCUCUUGGAUAUGAUUGUUAUUUUAGCAUCGCUGUUACUACAGCAGGAGAGGUUUUGUUGGUCACAACGAGCACAACCUCUGAAAGUAGCGAACGGGCCUUCCGCAUCUACAAGAUGGAUCCUAAUGCUGACCAGACGACCACAUGCCUGAUCUUCUUGACGUAG